UUUCAUGCGUUUUUUUUUAAUUUUAUACUUUAAUUCCUAAUGAUACCUUUCGAUUUUCAAAUUUGGCGGGACGGUGCUCGCGCAGUUACUGCGCUUGCGUAUUGCGUUGAUCACUCCUCCGGUCUUCCACAGGCGUUUUGCCGACGUCUCUGGGGCUGUUUGGCUUUUAGAGCAGUUUCUUGCGGCUUUUCCGAAGUUUGUAUUUACUGAUUUCAAUAGCGAAAACUGCAGCAAUAAGAUGUCAUCCGUACUCUGUCCAGAAAUCCCAGCUCCUGGGUUUUCUUUUGAGCUUUGUCAAAGAAAUGCUUUAUUAGCGAAGAAAGGUUAUCCAGCACCCAAAGCCCAAAAAACUGGAACAACAAUUGUUGGAAUUAUCUACAAAGAUGGUGUCAUUCUUGGUGCUGAUACAAGAGCCACUGAAGGAAGCAUUGUUGCUGACAAAAAAAGUGAAAAAAUCCACUAUCUCGCUAAGAACAUGUAUUGCUGCGGUGCUGGCACAGCCGCUGACACUGAAAUGACAACUGAGAUGAUCUCCAGUCAGUUGGAGUUACACCGUCUUAACACUGGCAGAAUUGUUCCAGUUGUUACUGCCUCCAAGCUGCUGAAACAAUUGCUGUUCCGUCAUCAAGGACAUAUUGGUGCUGCUCUGAUUGUAGGAGGUGUAGAUAACUCAGGACCCCAUUUAUAUUGUAUUUACCCCCAUGGAUCUUGCGAUACAUUGCAAUAUACCACGAUGGGAUCAGGUUCAUUGGCAGCAAUGUCGGUUUUUGAAAGCAGAUGGAAACCUGGAAUGAGUGAGGAAGAAGGAAAAGAGUUGGUUGCUGACGCCAUCCGUGCUGGUGUAUUCAAUGAUCUCGGCUCUGGAAACAGCGUCGACGUUUGCGUUAUUCGCAAAGGAUCUACAGACUACAUUCGUCCGUACGAACUGUCCUGUGUCAAAGGUGAAAGACAAGGCUCAUACCGUUACAAGAGGGGUACCACUGCUGUUCUCACAAAAAAUAUCAGACCAGUCAUUGUUGAAGAUGAAGCCGUACGCAGAGUUGAGCCUGAAUCUAUGGAUACUUCUUCGUGAAUACAUUUUUAUAGAUAAAAUAUUUCAAGUUUGUAAGCUGAUCGGUAAAUAAAACUACGUUUCUUUUUUUCAUUGUA
Messenger RNA from Nasonia vitripennis (jewel wasp), 1149 nucleotides. RefSeq names its product proteasome subunit beta type-7 (gene Prosbeta2). Gene Ontology annotation, molecular function: threonine-type endopeptidase activity. Bases 239 to 1072 code for a protein of 277 amino acids. The transcript has 4 exons. Gene Ontology annotation, cellular component: proteasome core complex. The record is from RefSeq and is a predicted model, not a curated record. Lineage: Eukaryota; Metazoa; Arthropoda; Insecta; Hymenoptera; Pteromalidae.